CUCAUCUGCGACGUCUCUUCUAGACAUGAGGCCCAGAAAGGAGAGGGGUGGGAAAACGAGAAGGCCCUCUUCAUCUCCCACCAGAGACCGUCCUCUCGGAUUCGGUCCCACUCCAUCUGGGUCCCACCCAUCAAGGUUCCCUUCUCCUGCGACCUCUCUUCUAGACCGUGAAUUCGCGACAGAAGAGGACGUCACUCGAUUGGAGGACCUUGGAUUCCCCCCAGAAUACUACUACAAGAACGGCGACAGCAGCAAUUCAAACCCUAGAAGCUUCCCUCACAGCGUGAAGCAGCAGUGCUGGGACAAGGCCGAGAAGAUCAAAGGGCGGGACCCCGACCGAUGGAGGCGCGACGCACUCGGCAACACCGUCUUCCGUAAGCUUGUCGGCUGCCCCGGCUGCCUAUGUCACGAUUACGAUCACAUCAUCCCCUUCUCCAAGGGAGGAAAGAGCUCUCUGGAGAAUUGCCAGGUUUUACAGGCUACAGUUAAUCGAUCAAAGGGGAACCGGAUGGAGAUAUCCAAAGCUGAUCUCAUACAGAAGAGCGCGUACUGUCGAGUUUCAGUUGUGCCAUGAGAUACUGCAGGGAGGGACAUGGAUCUCCUUGAACUCUCAGCAUAUGGAAAUGUUCGCCGUGGGCAGGACACAGGCGGUUGUAGGAUUCAGUGAUGAAGGAAGAAAGUUCUAACAGCAUUAAUAUUGGUUUAGAUAACAGCAAGAAACUAUACCUGUAUUCCGUCGGCCAAGACGAUGAGCUCACUUCCAUUCACAGAAUUUGUCUAUGGGUGUUCUCCUUGCCUGCUAUUCUCUAUAUUAAAUUACAUAUGCAAUUCAAAGGCCUGUUGUUUA
Magnolia sinica is the source of this 847-nucleotide messenger RNA. RefSeq lists its product as uncharacterized. Lineage: Eukaryota; Viridiplantae; Streptophyta; Magnoliopsida; Magnoliales; Magnoliaceae. Gene Ontology annotation, molecular function: zinc ion binding; endonuclease activity; nucleic acid binding. The record is from RefSeq and is a predicted model, not a curated record. Bases 26 to 574 code for a protein of 182 amino acids. The transcript is spliced from 4 exons.